Molecule: messenger RNA, 12396 nt
Organism: Brettanomyces nanus
Lineage: Eukaryota; Fungi; Ascomycota; Pichiomycetes; Pichiales; Pichiaceae
Exons: 1
Coding region: 1-12396 (4131 amino acids)
Biological process (GO): microtubule-based movement
Cellular component (GO): dynein complex
Molecular function (GO): dynein light intermediate chain binding; ATP hydrolysis activity; minus-end-directed microtubule motor activity
Source: RefSeq, a predicted model, not a curated record
AUGAUUCAAUCUGAGAUGACUAGCGAGGAGUCGGAAUCUCUCAAUACCUCUGAAAAUCAUUUGAAGGUUUGCGCGAUUGAUCCUGAUCAGCUUAUACGCUACAUUCGUCCUGUCAUCAGUUCAUUACUGAACGUUUCCAUUGAAAAACUUACUCUCUCAACCAAUUCUACACUAAUAUCCGAAUUUAUCAGUAGCCCAAAUGAACGUUCGCUUUAUAUGGUAAGAUCCGCAAAUGACUUUGCCAUUCUUGAGGAACUUACCGUCAGUCCAGCCACAUAUUCUUCAAUUGUUAUCAUAGCAAAAUCUCAAGGGACCAUUGUCCAGGAAAGGCCCAUUGAAGACCAAUUACUCAUUAGUGAACUACCUCUAGAGGGUUCGGCCUACUCUGAGAACUUGAAUAAGCUUCGCUGCAUAAUGUCAUCUGUCGUUUCGACCUACUUCGAUGUCAUUACGAGUGCCCAUCUCAAUGAUCAACUGUAUGGCACUUCAACACCAAUCAGUGUAGCUAAGAAGAAGAUAAGUGAGCUUAUAUCAUCUCUUGAACAUUUACAGCAGGUGGUUCAAACACCCAAUUUGCUCCUUACCGCUGACCCUAUUGUUAAAACCCUCGUUGCUGAGAAUGAUGAUAUUGAUGUCAUUGCGAAUGCUCAUCCUCAACUUCUUGCGGAUUCCUCCUUUCUUAAUCGACUACAAUCCAUAGCAGGCGACUGGGUUAAGCAAAUACAGAAUCUUGUGUCUUUGUCUUAUGACUUGACUCAUGGAACUGCCUCUGAAGAGGUUAAAUUUUGGGAGUCCAAAGAGCUUGCAUUGCGUUCGGUAGAAAAUGAGUUGCAGGACCCUGUUGUUCUUCUAACGCUGCGACUACUAAAGGAUACAAAACGAUUUCAUGGUGGCUCCAGGUUACUUUCGGAUUCUGGUAUAAGAAACUCUCUUACUACAACUUCAAAGUAUAACCAGUUGCUAAGAGAUCUUCCUAUAGGAGAACUCACGUCAUCACGUGACCUUGUCAAAAUCAAGGAGGCGAUUAUAGCCAUAUUCAAUCAUAUCAAAAAGCUUAAAGUGAUACAGUAUCCCAUUGACCGUGCGGUCCUAUUAGUCCAGGUAAUCACUAUUGAAGCCAAUGAUCGCAUACUCGAAAUUUUAAAACAGAUGAAACUCAUGGACACCUCCUACAAUGAGUUUACGCAGAUUAAUUUACAAGCCUGUGGAGUCUUGGAAGUUAUCAAAGAGUGUAUUAAGAAGUUUACUGUUCUGGCCAGGGAAUUACUUAGAAAAAGAUCUGAAAGGUUCAUGGUAGUUAAAGUCGAAAACUCUGAUUGUUUACGGGAAAGAUUAGACAAAAUUAAAGGAAUUCGGGAUGAAUAUGAAGAGAUUUCAAUUUCAAUUCAUCAACUUUCUAAGUCAAUGAAAAUAGACGUGGGAACAUUACUCUCAGGUGUAUAUGAUGUUCUCAUUAAUGAUGACCUUUUAGAUAUUACACGUGCUGGAAAAAGGCGAUUUGCUUCCAUUGUAGGAGUGUACACAGAAAUGAUUGAAGCUGUUGAGUACAAAAUUGCAGAUAAACUACGGGAUGCUCUCAAACUCUCUUUCUCAAACACCAACGAGAUGUUUACCAUUUUCCGGGAUUUUGAUUUUCUCUUGAAAAGACCUAGUAUCAGGAAUUCUGUUCAAGAUUACCAAGAUCAGCUUGUGAACCAUUUGCAGGCUGAUUUACAAUCAUUGGAGUCUCAAUUUGAUCUGCGGCAACAGAGUUGGCGGAUACUACAACUGCGAAACCUUCCUCCGUUUACUGCCAACCUUGUUUGGAUUCAGCAGAUCCAAGUUGGUAUUCAAGAGUUAAUAGAAAAAUUAGAGGUGGCUUUAACUAAAGACUGGAUUCUGUAUCCUGAAGGAAAGAAAAUAGGCGCUCAGCUUGAUCUUAUCAGCGGAAAAUUGAAUAUUCAAGGUAUUUUCAAUGACUGGGCACAUAGGGCCAUUGAUCAUCUACGAUCUCCCAUCAUGAAUGAGCGUAUAUUGAUUGUUCAGAAAAUGGAUAAAUGGUUAAGAAUCGAAGUGAAUUUUGACAAUCAAUCUGUCAAUCUCUCAGAUGAGGUGGAUAGUUUAGAGACUCUUGGAUUCUCUGUCCCACGAAGCGUUCACUCUUAUGCUCAACAACUUGUUUUUAUUUACCCUUAUACAAUCAACUUACUACAGUCUGUGGCUGGGUAUGAGAACAUGAUGGAACAGGUAGAUAGUCUUGGAGAAUUAACUGUUCUUAUGAAGCCUCUUCUUGAGCCAGCUCUAUCCUCGGUCAAAAUUCUUUUGAAAGAAUGUUGGAGCAACAUAUACAAAGCUCAUGAUUUGAUAUCGUCGAAUAUUACGGACGUCGAUGAAGUACGGACAUUGAAAACUGUCGAGGCUUUGGGUCCAGAAAUUGUCUCGAUCACCAGAAAGUUUGAGUUGUUGCAAAAUAUUAGACCUUCUUUUGUCAACACUCUUCAGAAAUUCAAUAGUGUGGACUAUGACAAGCAAUGCAUCGCAUCCCUAAUUAUUUCCGUGCAAAAAUUAGUUGAUACAUUGGUUGCAAAUGGCUUUCAGAAUAUUGAAGAGCUGGUUCAUAUGCUUAACGAAACCAUGACCUGCAUGCUUAUCGAGAGGUGUGAAAGAAGAUUGGAUAAUCUUUCCAGGGAGUUUUCUUUAGAUAGCCAUAUCCAUAGUAUCGUUCCAUGUGUCAAGCACUCGAUUCUGUUUCAUGAUUUGAGCAUUAUUGUUCAUCCCCAAUUGGAAUUCUCGAAAAGUCGUUGGAUCCGGUUGUUAAAUCAGAAUAUGGAAGUCAUUACCUCUCAAAAACUUCUUACUGGUAAACACUAUGAUGUUAAUGUGGUUGCGUCCACCAGAUCUUUGGACAAUUUGUUGGACAUUACCAGUCGUUUGUCAGCAAAGUAUAAUGACAUUGCCGUGAAGAUAGGUCAGCUUUUCGAAGUGGCUUCUCGCUACACUCUUCAGUGGAUAGAGCUUCAAUAUCUUUGGGAACUGAACUUUGAUGAUAUUGAGGCAACAAUUGGUUCUGAGUUGACUUCUUGGCUUGAUGCAUUCAAAGACCUUACCACAUCUAGAAAUCUUGUUGAUACAGUUGAUAGUAAACAUCUCUUAGGUCCGUUAGUUAUUGACUAUUCUUUAGUGCAGCCUAGAGUAAAUGCUCAAUAUGAUGUCUGGCAAAGAAAAAUGGCCCAGAAGUUAGCCACAGUUUUGGGCAAAAGGAUGUCCAUAACAAAUGAGCUAAUAACUAAGCUGAGACAGAAACUUGAAUCGGUAUCAGUGAACUUCACUUCGGGUUCAUCCACUGUUUGUCUUUGUUCCCUCAUAUACACAACUAGGCGAUCAUUAGACAACAUUGAGGUUGCCCUGGGCACCUAUAAGGCAGGGAAUGAUGUCCUUUUACAGGUGAGAUUUAAGUUUCCGAGGGAUUGGGUUUACUUUAAACAGGUAUCUGACAAUUGCUCAUCGUUUUUGGAGUUGAUUGAUGAUCGGUUUGGACGCGUUAACUCCAAUAAGUCAAUUGUUUGCUCCAGAGUGCAGGAAAAGGCCUCUGAGUUGUCUGGCACAGUAAUUCAAGCCAGGAAGGCUUGGCUCGGCAUCAUCAACAAGUUGAAUAUCGAUGUGGCUACCAGUGAGAUCGACAAAUUUGAAAGAAUGUUCGACGAGUUGAAACAUCAACGUGAGAUGAUUUUUAACUCCACAAAGCUCUUAGGUCUGGACGUAAUUAUCGAUUGUGACAUAGGUGACGUUGACUGUCAAGUCAAAAAGUAUAAGGAGAUAUGGAGUUGUAUUUAUGCCCUUGUCGGUAAGAUUAGUGUUAUCAAGAGCACUUCAUGGGAGGAUUUCUCACCUCGUACUUUAAGGCUGGCAUUGGAGGAUAUGCUUGCUUUUUCGAGAGAGACACCCAUCAGGAUUCGUGGUUACUCAGCGUUUUCUGAUAUCCAAUCUGAAAUCAGAGGAAUGAUUCAUGUGGUUCCCAUCUUAGCCUCUUUGAAAGUUGAUGCAAUGACAUUUGAUCAUUGGAAUCGGAUUUUUGAGAAUCUUAAGAUAAUGCACGUUCCCGAAAAGCUAACUCUUGGCGAUGUAUUGGAUCUCAAUCCAGCUAAGCACAUAAAGUUUUUGAGGACAGUCGUUCAGGAAGCCCAAUCCGAGAAGUUGUUGGCUGACUCUUUAAAGGAAAUCGAAGAGUCUUGGUCUUCAAUUACCUUCGAGCUUCAACCCUUUGGCAACGAUUACCUGAUUGUUAAAAGUUGGGGUAGUUUGUUUGAUAAGGUAGAAGCCGAUCUCAAUUCUUUGGUAAGCAUGAAAUCUUCACCUCUCGUUGGCAACUACCGAGAAACAAUCACCAUACUGGAAAAUAAGAUUGGUAAGCUCCAUGAUAUUCUAGAUAUUUGGGUUGUUCUCCAGAAGGACUGGAUAUAUUUGUUUGGAAUAUUUCAGAAGAAUGAGGAUAUCAGAAGGCUACUUACCAUUGAAUCCACUCGGUUCGAUACUGUUACUUCUGAACUUUACCUUAUCUUAAGAUCUGCAUAUAGGGUGAAGUCUGUUUUGGAUGUAAUUACAGUUCCUGGUAUAGCUCACACAUUUGAAAAAACUCUUCAGGUCUUUUCGAAAACUAAGAAGUCGCUAUCUGGAUACCUAGAGAAGCAGCGGGAGUUAUUCCCAAGAUUCUAUUUUGUGGGAAACGAUAAUCUUCUUGAAGUUGUGGGAAAUGCCUCGAAUGUGGGUGUCGCUUCUAGGCAUAUUAAUAAAAUGUUUCCUGGUAUCUCUUCUUUAGAGUAUGACUCAGAUCGAUCGAUGAUUAUUGGUAUUGUCUCCCCUGAGUACGAGCAUGUUUUACUUCAUGCUUCGAUUACAAUUACACAUCCAUGUUCAGCUUCAGACUGGCUCUCUUCCCUUGAAAUCGCUAUUAAGAAAACUAUAUUUCAUUUAUUAGUUCCUUCCUUAAAGAAAUUAAAUACCCUAUGGGAAGACACUAAAGAGACCCUGUUUUUGUCUUGGUUGAAGAAUCUGCCCAACCAGAUACUUCUUGUCUCCUUGCAAGUUUUGUGGACAUCUCUAACAGAAGCGGCAAUCGCGAAUGGAAAUGGCUUGAAGUCUUUGGCAGUUAAGUACGACGAGCUCCUUAUCUUGCUUGCGAAACUUGUGUUUGAAAAAUUGACGGCGCUUGAACAACUCAAGUUAGAGAAUGUUACUGUUGAAGCGCUUCAUCAGAGACAAGCUCUUGAGGAACUUCUGUCAGCUAAAGAUGUUUCCUUGUUAAGUUUCUCGUGGAUAUCCCAACAGAGGUACUACUUUGAUAGCGAACAUAGAGAUUUUCUUGAAAGCUUGGUUGUUAAACAGGGAAAUGCCUCGUUUUUCUACGGAUUUGAAUACCUAGGAUGUCCUCGAAAGUUGAUUUAUACACCUCUUGUGAACAAUUCCUUUUGUGCUAUGACAGAAGCAUUAAAUCAGAACUUCGGUGCUUCUCUUUCUGGUCCUGCAGGUACAGGAAAGACAGAAUCGGUCAAGGCCUUGGGUCAAAACUUGGGUCUAAUGGUUUUGGUAUUCUGCUGUGACGAGACAUUUGAUUUUUAUGCAGUUACUCGAAUUUUGGUCGGGGUCUGUAGAACCGGUUCGUGGGGUUGUUUUGAUGAAUUUAACCGACUCACUGAGGAAAUGCUUUCCGCUAUGUCCACACAGAUUGAGAAGAUUGAAGGUUUUCUAGGUUCCGAUGGCUCCGAAGAGAUCGAUUUACUUGGGAAGAAAUUGAAAGUCAAUAAAAAAGCGGGUAUCUUUAUUACAAGCAAUCCAGCUUAUGCCGGAAGGUCAAAUUUACCUGAUAAUCUCAAGAGUAAAUACCGUUCUUUUGCGGUUGUUAGGCCAGAUACUUUGGUUAUUGCCGAAGCCAUUCUCAUUUCUCAGGGCUUCGUUCAUGCUAAAUAUCUUGCACCUAGAGCUGUCUCUGUUUUUGCCGAUUUGGAAUCUAAAUCUUCCAAACAAUCACAUUACGAUUUUGGUUUGCGUGCAUUAAAGGCUACGCUAUUGAAUUGUGGUAAAAUCAAACGGUUGCAUAAAGGUAAAGACGGAAUCAAUCAUGGCCAGACUUUCGAGUCUCAGAUUAUUGUUAAGGGAAUGCAUAACAUCGUUCUCCCGAGGUUGAUACCGCAGGACGAACCUGUUUUCUUUGAUUCCAUCGAAGUAUUUGACAUCGAGUACAAUGCAUUUGAUGCCAACGAAGAGCUAAUCAAAGAUAUCGGCCUGGCAGCUGAGAGGAUGUCUAUCCAAACUGAUGAUAAAUGGUUAUCAAAAUGUCUUCAACUUUAUGAGAUUUGGAAAGCACAUCAAGGAUUUAUCAUGGUAGGAAAGCCGGGCUCUGGUAAGACUAUAAUGCUUAAAUGUCUCAUGCAGGCAUUGAAAGAGUCAACUGGCUCCGAAAAUCUCUGGUAUACUAUCGAUCCAAAAGCUCUUACUAAAGAAGAGCUUUACGGCUCUUUAGACUAUGCAACUAAUGAUUGGACGGACGGGGUUUUAACAUCGAUUAUCCGAAGUGUGAAUGAAAAUGUAAGGGGUGAAAGCACUAAGAAUGUUUGGAUAAUUCUUGAUGGUGACAUUGAUCCCGUAUGGGUAGAGAAUUUAAAUAGUGUCUUGGAUGAUAACAAAAUACUCACUCUUCCUAAUGGAGAGAGACUUAUUGUUCCCGAUAAUUUGCGCUUGGUGUUUGAAGUGGAGAGAUUGGAUUAUGCCACUCCGGCUACAAUUAGUAGGUGCGGUGUUGUUUGGUUUGCUGAUUCUAUGUUUGAUCUAGCUGGUAACUAUGCCGUUCUUGUUCAUGAAUUUCAACAUAGUUUUAUUGACAACGAAGAGGCAUAUAACUCAAAGCUAAUUCAAGCUGGGUUGUCGGUUGCGGAGCUCAAAACCAAUUUCGCCAAGAACAUUUGUUCAGUGAUCUCCUCUGAAAUUCUUCAAAACAUCUGGAACUUCUCUAAGUCCUAUGAACACGUAAUGGCUUCUGAUUUGAUGAGAUGCCUGGAAACUUUCAUGGUCUUAUUAUCACGCAAGUUCCAUCUCUUUCUUGACUUCUUAGUCGAGAACAUCUCACUAUCUAAUGAAGAUUAUAGUGAAGUGUUCUUAAAAAUGGCUGUGGUUUCUUUGGCUUGGGCAUUCGCCGGAGACAUUGGUUUGAAUGACAGAAAACAGUUUUGCAAUCAACUAAUAUCUCUAUAUCCACUGAUCCGACUCAAAGACUCCUUAAAUGGCUCAUUGGUAUACACCGAUGUCUCUUUUGAAACCUCCGGAUGGAUUGAUUUCCAGUCUCGUGUGCCCAUCAUUUCUUUGGAGCCUCAAAUGGUUAUUCAGCCCGAUACCGUGAUCCCAACUUUGGACACCGUUAGAACAGAAGAUCUGAUUUUUUCUCUUCUCGAACAGCACAGAAAUGUUGUCUUAUCAGGUCCACCUGGAGCAGGUAAGACAAUGCUUUUAAUGUCUGCGUUGAGAAGAUCCACCAAGUUCGAUUUUACGGGAAUAAACUUUUCCAAAGAGACUUCCCCAGGUAUUGUUUUAAAGACUUUAGAGCAGCACUGCGUCUACAAGAGUGGUCCAAAUGGUGUAGUGUUACAGCCUUCUAAUCCUGAUAAAUGGAUGGUAGUAUUCUGCGAUGAAAUCAACUUGCCAAGUUCUGAUAGGUUUGGCACCCAAAAGGUCAUCGCAUUUCUUAGACAGCUUAUCGUUCGUCAUGGCUUUUGGAGAAGCCGAAAAAACGAUUGGGUUCAUAUAUCACGUAUUCAAUUUGUUGGUGCCUGUAAUCCACCCACAGAUCCGGGUCGAAACAAGCUCAGUGAUCGUUUUCUUCGUCACACCAGUGUUCUGAUGGUGGAUUACCCCGGGGAAGAGUCAUUGAAGCAGAUUUAUACUACAUUCAACAAAGCCCUUUUGAAGAUGGUCCCUGAUUUACAGGCUUAUGCCGAUGCCCUCACAACGGCUAUGCUCGAAGUGUACGGCCGUUUCAGGAUUAAGUUCGAUAGGAAAGUUAGGGCUCAUUACAUAUGUUCUCCAAGAGAGUUGACAAGAUGGGUCAGGGGAAUGUUUCACAGUAUCCAAAACUCUACUUCGCUCACUGUUGAUGGGCUUAUUCGCCUGUGGGCAUAUGAGGCCCUUCGUCUAUUUUCAGACAAGCUGGAAUUUAAAGAAGACAGAAAUUGGACUCUCAGCAUGAUUACGGACGUGGCAUCCGAGUGCUUCCCUUAUGCCGAUCUUUCAAUAGUUUUAAGACAGCCUAUUAUGUAUUCUGAUUGGUUAUCAUUUUCUUACCAAUCGGUUAAUAUUGUUGAACUUUCCAAGUUUGUGGAUGGAAGGCUUCGUGUCUUCUGCGAGGAAGAAGCUAAUUGCAGCCUUGUUUUGCACGGUGAUAUGCUAGAGCAUAUUUUGAAAAUUGAUAGGGCACUGAAGAACUCACAGGGACAUUUGAUUUUGGUUGGUCCAAGUGGUAGUGGAAAAACGACACUUACCAGGUUUGUUUCAUGGAUGAAUGGAUUCAAAGUAUUUUCUCUGAGUGUUUCUAGGAAUUAUUCUUUGGAGGAUUUUGAUAAGACUCUCAAAGAGUUAAUGAUAAGAACCGGUAGUAAGGGAGAAAAGUUAUGUUUCAUUAUUGAUGAAUCUACUAUUCUAGAGUCUGCAUUCCUAGAACGUAUGAAUACUCUUCUCGCAAAUGCUGAAAUACCUGGUUUGUUUGAAGGUGAUGAGUACAGUUCACUAAUGGAAACUGUGUCUCGGGCAUCGCAAGAGGCUGGUUUAUACUUGAGUUCUGAUGAGGAGUUAUAUCAAUGGUUCACUCAGCAAGUGUCGGCCAACUUGCAUGUUGUGUUUACGAUGAGCAAUCCAUAUCUUCCAAAUGCUCCUCGGAUUUUCUCUUCACCAGCACUUUUCAAUCGAUGUGUUUUGAUUUGGAUGGGAAACUGGAGCGCUGGGUCUUUACUAACUGUUGCUAGUGGCUUUCUGGAGAAAUUGCCUCUUGAUAAAUCAGAUUAUGAGCCUCCAAAGAACAGCACUUUUAAGUCAUAUCGUAAUGCUGUCGUCAAUGCGCUUAUUGAUGCUUAUACGAGCAUGAAUCUUCAUCGAAAUAAUAGUCAACUUUCCAUUCAAGCUUCUCCUCUCAAGUUCAUAUCGUUGAUGAAGAAUUUCUCUAAGAUAUUCAUCCAGAAAGAGGGUGAAUUAAUGCAAUAUCAUAGGCAUAUACAGAUUGGUUUGGAUAGACUCAAAGAAACAUUGCUUAGCGUAAAGGAUCUCAAUAGAAGUCUGCAAGCUAAGAAGGAAGAGCUUGAUCAAAAGGAUCAAGAAGCACAGCAAAUGUUAGACAAGAUGCUUACCGAGCAGAAUGAAGCCGAAAGGAAGGAGGAAGCGUCUAUGGAAAUCCGUGCUCUACUAGAGUCUCAAGAUAAGAAGAUCAAGGAAAGAAGAGAAACUGUAUAUCUUGAACUUUCCGAGGUUGAACCAUUGAUUGAAGAAGCUUCAAGAGGUGUCAAGAAUAUCAAAAAGCAGCAUCUUACUGAAAUGAGGUCCAUGAAUAAUCCUCCAGAAGCUAUCAAGCUCACAUUAGAAAGCGUUUGCGUCUUUCUUGGAUUUGAUGUUAGGACGUGGAGGGACGUCCAAAAUGUCAUUAGAAAGGAUGACUUCAUUGCUAGAAUCGUCGAGUACGACACCGAGAGGCAGUUUUCAAAAGAAUUGGGUGGCUACAUGAACAAACAUUAUAUGUCCAAUUCGAUAUACAACUACGAGUCUGUUAACAGAGCCAGUAAGGCCUGUGGACCAUUACUAUUAUGGAUUCAGGCUCAGCUUCGGUAUGCUAUGAUCCUUGAGAAGGUGGAGCCAUUAAGGAAAGAGAUGAAGCAUGUUGAGAAAAGCUCUUUAGAAACGAAAAACAAACUUAUUGCAAUUGAUGGCAUGGUAGCAGAUUUACGCGAGAGUAUUAAGGAUUCGAAGCUUAAAUAUAGUCAAUUGAUUCGAGAUACGGAGAAUAUCAAGACGCUGAUGAGUAAUGUGAAGCUUAAAGUUGCUCAUAGCAUCAGACUUUUGGAAAGUUUAAGCGACGAGAGAACCAGAUGGCAGAGUAGUAUUGUUGAGUUUGAGCAACAGCGCCAAGAUUUGAUUGGAAACGUGAUAUUGGUGGCUUGUUUCAUGACGUUUGCUGGUCCCCACAACGAAAAGGUUCGUCAGAGUUUAUGGACUACGUGGAUGUCGAAAUUGACUAAAUUGAACAUCAACUUUGAUCAAUAUCUGUCCUUUACUCGUAGUAUUGCGAAUGUUGGUGAAGUGCUUAAAUGGGAAAGAAUGGGGCUUCCAAACGAUGAUUUAUUUAUGGAGAAUGUGGCGGGUAUUACUUCAGAGGUGUCCGAUGGUUAUGCUUUUAUUAUCGAUCCUACUGGAUUAAUGAUUGAUUUUUUGGAGAAGUACACAGUGCCGAAGAAGUUGGUGAUUACAAGCUUUUUAGAUAAGGAUUACUUGGGGCAGCUCAAAAAUUGUGUUAGAUUUGGCGGUUCAAUACUCAUUCUUGAUGCUGAAUACUAUGAUCCGGCCAUAAACAGGGUCAUAUCUUACGACACGCAAUUGACAGGAGGACGGGUUUUGGUCCGCAUUGCCGGGGAGAGUGUGGAUAUGUCACCGGACUUUAAAUUAUAUUUGCACACCAAGGAUCCAUCAAUUCAAAUCAUAGCUUUCGUCGCAAGCAGAAUGAAUGUAUUCAAUUUCACUUUUACGGCAACUUCCCUGGUGAAGCAUGGCAUGAACAUGACGUUGAAGAGCGAGAGGCCGGAGUUAAACAAAAAAAGAUUGGACUCGAUCAUGGCGAACAGUGAGCUAAAGCAGAAACUCGAAGGAUUGGAAACAGAUCUAUUAGAGUUGUUGAACAACGCCACUGAAAGCAUUCUUGACGAUGCAGAGUUGACAAAAAAGCUUGAAUUAAUCAAGAAGGAAUCAUCCACGAUCAAGUUUAAGAUAGCAGAGUCUAAGAAUAUCUUCAAUGAGGUUUCGGAAAUUACCGAUUCAUACCAGUCUUUGGCUCGCUUGUACACCUUUUUUUGCUUAAUGGUGGCCGAGCUCUGGAAAUUGAAUUUGGUGUAUCUUUUCUCAGAUAACUAUGUUACCUCCAUAUUACAAGAGGUAUUAGCCAUUCACAAAGGAAAAACAAUUGAUACGAUCACCUUGCAGUUUGUGAAAAGAAUAUAUUCGUGCUUGUCGAUAUCUCUACUACAGGUAGACAGACCAUUAUUAGGAUUGCUGGUAUACAAUUUUUAUCGAAAUUGUUUGUAUAACCCGAACCAUGAAGAAAGAAGGUUUGUAACUGAGGGGGAUGAUGAACUUUGUGGUUUAGCUAAUGACUACAGUCGACUAGUCAGAGAUGAUGCAACAGUCAGAUUACCUGAUGUUGGGGUACAAAGUUUCGAAGAUGCCAUAAAUAAAUCAAGUCUCUUUGUUUUGAGGGCUUUAGAAGGUUUUGCUUCUUUCAAGGUGAUUAGCCAUGGCAAGAGUGUUGGAAAGCAAGUGGUCACUUAUUCCGUAGGAUCCAAUGAUAGUCUUGAAGUGGCGACUAAACUCUUGAAAGAGGCAUGCAAGAAAGAUCAGUGGGUUGUCAUUGAGAAUGUUGAUUUAUCUAAUGAGCUCUUGGAUCUGAUUCCUAAACUUUAUGAUUCGUUGAGAAAGCAUAAGGAUUUCAAAUUGUUUUUGGCAUGUUCUGUCAACGCCAAAUUGACUAACAUUCUUUGCAAAAUGUCUAAGCAAGUAGUAUUUGAGACGGCUCCGGGUGUCAGAUUGAUAUUGGAAGACGGAUUGUUGGCCAAAGAUGGAGCAUUGAGCAUCCUACAAGAUAGUCUUACUCCAGAAUCCAAGAAGAUAUACUUUUUGUUGGCUUGGUUGUAUAGUGUGUUAAAAGAACGCUUACGGUUUGUCCCGAUAGGAUUUGAAAAGAGCUACGAGUUCAACGAAUACGAUUUGGCAUUCUCUAAGGUGUUUAUUGACGAAUCACUGGCUAACUGCGAAAAGAUAUUAGGAACUGCAGUCACCAUAGAUACUAUACCGUUUGAUUGGAUAGCAAGAUUUAUUGGUCGCAUUGUGUUUGGAGGCAAGAUCGACAAGAACAGUGAUCUUCAGUUUGUUACUUCUCUCGCCAACAAAGUUUUGUCGCUGGACUGUUUCGAAGGAAGAUCGAACCUUCUUCUUACAAAUAGCUAUGAUCUUAGAUCACCAAACGAUGACUUCAAAGGCUUUAUUAGCAAAUUACCAGAAGUUGAGCCAGUUGCAUGGGUAGGAUUGCCUGAAAACGCAGAUUUAGUUCUCAAGCAGAAGCAAUGUAAGAGGGUGUUCGAUAAGGCUAAGAUGUUGUUCGAAGAGGUUGUCGGUGUCAUUUAG